GCCGUGGAAGAGGGGCACUCUGAACUGGGCCAGCCCCGGCGGGGUGGCGGCCAACAGAGCGCCCACCUGUCCCGGUCCUGCGGCGCCAAGGUAGCCGGGCCGCCGGCCGCGGGGCUUCCGAGAUCCGCGCGGCUCGGCCCGAGGGCGAAGGAGAGGGAGGGCGGUUGCUGACACCGCCGCCCUUCAGUCCCAGGUCUCUGCGCGACCGAAGCUGGCGGAUUUUUCCUUCAGCUCUCGGUUUCCCGGCGGCGGCCGGAGCCGUGCCGGAAGCAGGCGGCGCCACGGGCGCCGGGGGUGAGACCUCGCCGUCCUCUGCGCCUGUUACCUGUUGCGCGCCCUUGCCGCCGAGUCUCAAGUGGGCAUGUUUCAGGUGGGCAGGUCCAGCAUCCCCAAACCUGCCGCCCGGAACCUGGAGGACCUGGACUCUGUGCAGCGCGUCCUCUUCCACAGUGACCUGGAGCCUGAAUGGCUGGACAGUGUGCAGAAGAAUGGAGAGCUAUUUUAUUUGGAGUUGAGUGAGGAUGAAGAAGAAAGCCUUCUUCCUGAGACACCUACUGUGAACCAUGUCAGGUUCAGCGAAAACGAGAUUAUUAUUGAAGAGGAUGAUUACAAAGAAGGAAAAAAGUAUGAACCCAAACUCAGGCGGUUUACCAAGAUUUUAAAAAGUAAAAAACUUUUACCCAAGCGCUAUAAUAAAAAAAAUAGCAAUGCCAGUGGGCCAGUAUCCAUUCUAAAGCAUCAGUCCAAUCAGAAAACAGGAGUUGUUGUCCAACAGCGGUACAAAGACGUGAACGUUUACGUGAACCCCAAAAAGCUAACCGUCACCAAAGCCAAAGAGCAGCUCAAGCUUCUGGAAGUACUGAUUGGGAUUAUCCAUCAGACCAAGUGGAGCUGGAGAAGAAGUGGAAAACAGGGCAGUGGAGAGAAGCUUGUGGUCCAUGGCCUGCUGCCAGGAGGAUCUGCUAUGAAGAGUGGUCAGAUAUUAAUUGGUGAUGUCCUUGUUGCCGUGAACGAUGUAGAUGUGACCUCUGAGAACAUAGAGAGAGUUCUAUCUUGCAUUCCUGGACCUAUGCAGGUGAAACUGACAUUCGAAAAUGCAUAUGCUGUGAAAAAGCAAACAACUCAACCAAGACAGAAAAAGGCACAGUCAAACACAAGUGAUUUAAUCAAACUUCCAUGGGGGGACGAGGACAAAGAUACCCAGCAGAAUAUUCUAAACACUCCUCACAUCGUUAUGUAUCUCACACUACAGCUCGACUCGGAAACAUCAAAGGAAGAGCAGGAAAUCCUAUAUCAUUAUCCAGUAUCUGAUGCAUCUCAGAAACUUAAAAGUGUGAGAGGGAUAUUUCUCACACUCUGUGACAUGUUGGAAAAUGUAACUGGGACACAAGUUACUAGCUCAUCCCUUCUUUUAAAUGGGAAACAAAUUCAUGUAGCUUAUUGGAAAGAAUCUGACAAGCUGUUGUUAAUUGGCCUGCCUGCUGAGGAAGUUCCUCUUCCUCAGCUAAGGAAUAUGAUUGAAGAUGUUGCCCAAACCUUAAAAUUUAUGUAUGGUUCUUUAGAUAGUGCCUUUUGCCAGGCUGAGAAUGUUCCUCGUUUGGAUCAUUUUUUCAGCUUGUUCUUUCAAAGAGCACUUCAGCCUGCUAAACUACAUUCCAGUGCCAGUCCCAGUACACAACAAUAUGAUGCUUCCAGUGCAGUACUUUUAGACAAUCUCCCUGGAGUUCGGUGGCUCACACUUCCACAGGAUAUUAAGGUGGAAUUAGACACAGCAUUGAGUGACUUGGAGGCUGCAGAUUUUGCAGAACUGUCUGAGGAUUACUAUGACAUGAGACGGCUAUAUACAAUUUUGGGCUCUUCUCUAUUUUACAAGGGUUAUUUGAUAUGCAGUCAUUUGCCUAAGGAUGAUCUUAUUGAUAUUGCUGUAUACUGUCGCCACUAUUGCCUACUGCCUUUAGCAGCAAAACAAAGAAUUGGUCAGUUGGUAAUAUGGAGAGAAGUAUUUCCUCGACAUCACCUCCAACCUUCUGCAGACUCAAACACCGAAGUCUUUCAGGAACCUGAAGGGAGGUAUUUUUUGCUAAUUGUUGGCUUGAGACAUUAUAUGUUGUGUGUACUAUUAGAAGCUGGAGGCUGUGCAUCCAAAGCUGUUGGGAAUCCUGGACCGGACUGUAUAUAUGUGGAUCAGGUCAAAACAACUCUUCACCAGCUGGAAGGGGUAGAUUCCCGCAUAAAUGAACGGCUAGCCUCUUCUGCAACCCCCUGUUUGUCUUGUGCUGACUGGUUUCUUGCUGGAUCACAUGAAAAAUUAGAUAAUUUAACAACCUCACCUAUCCUCAGUAGGCUACAAGGUACUUCCAAAGUAGCAACCUCUCCAACAUGCAGAAGAGCUCUUUUUGGUGACUAUUCCCUAAAGACACGUAAGCCCAGUCCAUCCAGAAGUGGAGGAUCUGACAGUGGUUGUGAAGGUGGAGAAGGUGUUGGCCUGAGUCCCCACACUACAGCAUCUCAGGGUUCUGAUGGUUCAGAAGAAAGUGGGGCCUUGCUUAAGGUCACUAAAAAGAAGUCUACUCUUCCAAAUCCAUUUCAUUCGGGGAACCUGAAAAAGGACCUUUCAGAAAAAGAAUUGGAUAUAUAUAACACAAUGAAAUUGACAUCUGGUCCUGAGAACACACUUUUCCACUAUGUCGCUUUAGAAACAGUGCAAGGGAUCUUUAUUACUCCUACGCACGAAGAGGUGGCACAGCUAAGUGGCUCUAUCCAUCCUCAGCUGAUAAAAAAUUUCCAUCAGUGUUGUCUCUCCAUUCGUGCAGUUUUCCAACAGACACUGGUUGAAGAGAAGAAGAAAGCACUAAAUGGUGGAGAUCAUUCAGGUUCUACAAAUUCAGUGUCUUCUCUUAACCCUGUGAAAGAACAUGGUGUAUUGUUUGAAUGCUCACCUGAAAACUGGACUGAUCAGAGAAAAACACCACCAGUUAUGGCUUACUGGGUAGUAGGGAGGCUCUUUCUUCAUCCCAGACUUCAAGAACUUUACGUCUGUUUUCAUGACUCAGUCACAGAAAUUGCCAUUGAAAUGGCUUUUAAAUUGUUCUUUGGAUUAACCUUGUAGCUGUGUUUUCUUGUUGUACAGCAGCACUGUACAGACCAUAAAGUAGUAUUAGAACUGCUGAAAUCCGUUCACAAAGAGAUAAGGUUUAACUUCUUUCCUCUGUUCAAUACUGAACAUAAGAUUGUUAAAGACUGAGAUGAUAUGCUGCUGGAUUUGAUGCACUAAAUCGUUUUGUGAGACUUUUGAAGAAGAUACUUGAUCAAAAUAUGAAGAAGGGAUUGUUAACUUAUUUCCAUUUUGGUAUAUACCAUUAAUUUAUUUACUAGUUUGAAAUACUGUGAUGUGUUUUAUGUAAAAUUAAUAUAGGAAUGUUUAUCUGGGAAAAAUACCCAAUUCGUUGUAUAUUUUUCUUAAGACUAAUAUUGAUAUCUGGCGAAACAAUCAUGAAAUUGGGAGGAGGUGACCAGGUUCUGUAACUGAUUAGUGCUGUGACCAUGAGCAAGUUGUUGUACCUCUGUGAGCUCAGAGUUUUCAUGUACAAAUGAAAUGAUUGCUUUGAGGUGUCUAAAGACCCUCUUACGUUUAAAAUGUGCAAUUUUUUCCCUCUUGCCUAUUGUUUGGUACCUAAAUUUGUAACGUCCAAGUACUGAUUCCUUCUUAGAUCAGAUACUUUUCUUUAGUUUAGGUGUUUUAGUAGAUACCUCACAGUGGGGGAAGAGAGGAGUGAAAAUUAAACUUCUUUUUUUAUUUAUUUGACUUUCUUUACUCUUCCAGGUCAAUUCUAUUUUGACUAGGAUAUAUUUUUUUAAACUAUUUGUCCAUAAACUUUCAUUGUUUUUCUCUUUGUUGAAAUAUAUUCAGGUAUAUACCCACAUUUUAUGCAAGUUCAUGAAUUUUGGGAAAGUUGUAUGUAAACCUUUUUUAAAAACCUAAUCAUGUUGAAAACACUGAAAAAGCUGAUAAAGAAAUUCUAUUGCGACUUUUUUUGUUCAAUACAAAUUUUUGUCUUACAAGUAUGGAUCAUUAUGUAUUGGGUUUUCCCAAAGGGGGACAUUUUAAUGAACAAUAGUUUACUUGACUUUGAGUAGAGAAAGAAAAGUACUAAGAUGAAAAUUUUCAUUGGCUGUCAGAAUUUGGUGGAUUGAAAGAAAGGAAGAACAUGACAAUUCUUAAUUGACAUUUACCCAAUGGAUUCUAUUGAAGUCUCAGAUGCCCCCAAGACUUUAAAAUACUGGGUUCAUCAUCCUUCAGGACUUAACUUUGGAAGGCAAAUUAUGUCGGCACAUCUAAAGCCAGUCCCUUGCCUUUCCCCUACCUCAAACGUGAGACCUCCAGCUUACUCUGAAUUAACUGCAAAAUGUAGUGAAUGCACCAUUUGAAACAUUUGGUCUUAGAAGAAACACUAUUAUUCCUCUGUCAUGAGUUUAAGAGAUUUUCACCCAGUCAUUUAAGAUGCAAACCACUAUACUUGUCCCAUUAGUGACUUGUGGGCCUUAAUUUUGGCAUUCAAAACAGGGAAAGAAACUUUGGUUCUUGAAAUGUAGAAAAUGGCUUGCAAUAUCCUCCCCCUUAAGAUUAUAAUAUUGGUCAAAUGGUAGAUAGACUCUUUACUACUGUCUUAGGACUGCUUGUGUACAUAUAUAGGUACUGAGGUAUUAUUUAAAAGUAUUUAGUAAAUGUCUUAAAUUUCUUGAUAUGUCCUCCAAAACAGCAUGAGCUAUUUUUAAUACUGGGAAUUAUUUAUAAAUGCAGCUAUUGAUCACCUCAGAUUUUCAAACAGACUGAACUAAGACUUGGGAUUUUACCAUCAGGAACUUUUUGUUUCAUUUAAUGAAAUUUUGGUUUGUUGAACUGCUUUCCUGGUGUCAAAGAAUCAUGAGACCACCAUUUAAUAACUGAAAUAAAAAGACAAAGCAGACUACUGAUGGUAAUAAGGGCAAAGUCAUUUGCAACAUUGUAGAUAUGCUCUGUAAUGACCAUGUUGCAGAGACAUUACAUUUUUAAGAAAUAAAACUAAACAUUAUCUUGGCUUUUAUCUCUAAAUGGAUAUCAAAAUAAGCAUUAUAAGUUAACUUAGCUGCCCAUUUUUCCAUAUAUGUUCAGACUCACAUCUGAACACACAUAAUCAGAUCAGUCUGAUUAUUAGACAAGAAGUGCCUAUCUGCCAUUUUAUUAAAUAAAGAGGGACAAAGAAUAUUUUAGCAGAUAUAGAAGCAUUCUUAAGUUGGAGUUUAUUAGCAUCCUGCAAAAGUUCUUUUUUACCAAAGACUGUAAUGCAAAAGCCUAUAUAACCAGCAUUUAAAAAAAAAAAAAAAAGUCAAGUGCUGUCUUACCACCAUCACAUAUUUUUUAGCCCCACAAAAUUACAUUUUAGCUUCUAACCCCUUUCUCUUUAUCACUCUUUGUUUCUUUUGGUCAGGUUAGAGAAGAGAAUGUUUCUUAUUUGUGCCAAGGGACCCUUGAUGGUGAUGCAUGCUGGCAAGAUAGUAAAUUUGCAGUGCCUGCUUUUUUAUAUUUCUAAUACAAAUGGGAAAGGCUAUGAAAUCAAUUUACUAGGUUUGUCCACUUUGAACAUUCUUGAAAAUAAUAUUGUGAAUAAUCAUGUGUUGUCUGUGUGAUUUCCCUCUAAAUAGUGCCUGGCAUAUGCUAUGUGCUAUAAAAGUGUUAGCUGCUACUACUACUACUACUACCACCACCAUUUAUUAUUACUAUUAUUAAAUAUCCAUUGGUUGAAAACCAUGGAGUCAGCUAAAUCAUACCUUCUACUGUACAAAAUUUUGGAAAGCUAAGAAAAAGUAUUCUGCACUAAACACUUCUAAAACGAUGACUUAUACUUUGGAUAUUUUAAAAUAUAUUAUUGAAUGUUACUAAAACUUUAAUCUGUAUACUAAACUGUGUGGAAAUAAUUUAAUUUUGUAGAGUUAUACUUCUAUAUUCUAUAUAAUUGAAGAUAUUUUUAUACUAUAUUGAUAGUUUUUAAUAAAGAUGG
Molecule: messenger RNA, 6038 nt
Organism: Globicephala melas (long-finned pilot whale)
Lineage: Eukaryota; Metazoa; Chordata; Mammalia; Artiodactyla; Delphinidae
Gene: INTU
Product: inturned planar cell polarity protein
Biological process (GO): nervous system development; cilium assembly; establishment of planar polarity
Cellular component (GO): cytoplasm; cilium
Molecular function (GO): protein binding
Source: RefSeq, a predicted model, not a curated record